AACACCCACUUGUUUCAAAAGAGAAACCUUCACCAUUAUGUGGAGCAACCUCCCCUUCGACCUCCUAGCAAACAUCUUCUCCUUCCUUCCGGCGGACUCCUUGGCACUUGCUAGCUCAGUCUGCAAGCACUGGCACACAUGCGUCACUGCUUACCCGGCCACGGCCGCUGGGGCUCGCAAUCCGCCGUGGUUCGUGGCCUUGCCUGUGCGGAACCGUGGUCACACUUGCUACACGCAUAACCCAAUUAUUGAUACUUGGCAUGGGCUUUUUCUAGGCUUCCUUCCUCAUGCUAUUCGCCCGGUUGCCUCCAUUGGAGGGCUUGUUUUAUUAAGGUCCACUACUUCUACUACUCUUCAGUUAGCGAUUUGCAAUUUGUUCACCAAGCGAUAUUGGAGCCUCCCAAUGUUGAACAUUGCCCGGACCAACCCGGCGAUGGGCGUUGUUUUCGGGUUGGACGAGAGCCCAGAUGUCCGAUUUUCGAGCUUUAGGGUGUAUGUGGCUGGUGGGAUGUCGGAGGCGCCAAGUGGGGGUGCGGCGUACGAACCGACAUUGGAAAUGUACGACUCGUGGCACGACAGAUGGGAUAUCAUGGGCAGAAUGCCGGUGGAGUUUGCGGUGAGGCUCACAGUGUGGAGUCCCAAUGAGAGCGUGUACUCAGGCGGGGUCCUAUAUUGGAUGACCUCCGCCCGGGCAUAUAGUGUGAUGGGGCUCGACAUUGGGUCGAACAGCUGGCGGGAGCUGAGCGUGCCGAUGGCGGAGCGGCUAGAAUUUGCGGCACUAGUGCGGUGGAACGGCAGGCCGACGCUAGUGGGUGGCACGUGCAACGAAGGCGCAUGCAUAUGGGAGCUUGGCGAGGGGGAUACAUGGGGGUUGGUUGAAAAGAUCCCAAUUGAACUAGGCAUGAGAUUAUUAGGGGUUAAGGGAAGUUGGGAAAGUACUAAAUGCGUGGGAAGUGAUGGGGCCUUGUGCUUGUACAGGGACUUAGGGUCAGGAAUGGUAGUUUGGAGGGAGGUAGAGAAGGGUAGAUGGGAAUGGCUCUGGGUUGAAGGGUGCUGCUCGGUAGGAGGAAAACAAGUCCAAAAUAUCCCAAUUAAGGGACUGCUUCUUCACCCAAAUCUUGCUACCUCAGGCUUUCCAGAUAAAUGACUCAAUUUUUUUGUGCAUAGUAAUUCUUUAGUUUGCCAGAUGUUGAUGUAUCAUUCCCUCUAUGUAACUUAAUACUUUUUUCACACUAGUAUGGAGAAAAGGGCCAUUGAUGAUGAAGUGUAUUGGCAAAGGAUUUGAGUGCA
This is a messenger RNA of Vitis riparia (riverbank grape), 1290 nucleotides long. Its product is annotated as F-box/kelch-repeat protein At5g15710-like. The record is from RefSeq and is a predicted model, not a curated record. The transcript has a single exon. Bases 38 to 1147 code for a protein of 369 amino acids. Gene Ontology annotation, molecular function: protein binding. Lineage: Eukaryota; Viridiplantae; Streptophyta; Magnoliopsida; Vitales; Vitaceae.